AUGCCAAUGUAGGAAAGCUGUACCCCUUGUGUUUGUGAACGCCCAAAUUUUAUUGGUCUGGUUUCAAUGCCAUGUAGCAUUGUGCAUAUAGUAUUGUUUGGCCAUCCUGGUUUAAUUAUUGAAAAUUUGAGCAUAAAACGUUUAAAACACUACAUCUCAGUCUUUUUAGACUGUAGUAUUUGUAAAUAAGUUUAAAGUGUUAAACUAUAAGGCGUUUAACACUACAUUUUUUGCAUACAUAAAAAAGUCAAACCAGUUCCAAGCUCACUUACUGGUCGAGUCUUACCUCUUUAACCACAGUCACUGAAUGAAGCUGUUCAUGUCAAAGGACCGAUUUCCACUUGGUCAAAGAAUGAGAUGAUCAACCACCAUUUUAGAACGAGUUGCAUAUACCUCAUCUGCCUAGGAAAGAUGAAUUGCGAGGGAUGGCAGGAGUGAGGGAUAGAACCGAGGAUUUGAAGGACACUGUUCGCUCUGUAGCUCUUUCCCUAGAAUAUGAUGAGUCAAAAAUAGCUUCAAUACUAGCUUCUUUUAUUAUACGCAAGCCAAGACAGAAGUCUCCCUUUACUAAAGCCGCGUUGAAAACGCUUGAAAGUAUUGAAGCCUUGGAUAAGUUCAUUGUGAAGCACCGGAAGGAUUAUGUGGAGCGGCACCGGACAACUGAACAGGAAAGGGACAGCAUCGAACAUGAAGUUGGGGUCUUCAUAAAAGUGUGCAAGGAGCAGAUAGAUAUUCUGCAAAGAAGGAUAAAAGAUGAACAUAAAAACGGGACUUCAAGGCCAUGGCUUGGUAUUAUCGUUGACAAUUCCCAACCUGACAUUGUGGCUCACAGACACGGUGUGGUUUUGAUUCUCAGUGAGAGGCUGCAUGUGGUAACUGCUCAGUUUGACCAGUUAAGAGCCAUACGAUUUCAAGAAGCUGUUAAUAGAGUCACGCCGAGAAGAAACCCACAAAAGGUGUCCAUUUCACACUCAACGGAUGCAUCUAGAUCUGUACGUGCAGAGGUCAGGGAGCCAGACGAGUUUCCACCGGAACCUCUUAGGGUUCAGCAACAGCUCUUGGAUGAUGAAACACAGGCUCUCCAGGUAGAGUUGUCUAAUCUUCUGGAUGCUGUGCAAGAAACUGAAACGAAGAUGGUCGAAAUGUCUGCCCUAAAUCACCUCAUGUCCACACAUGUUCUCCAACAGGCUCAGCAGAUUGAGUAUUUGUAUGAACAGGCAGUUGAAGCUACAAACAAUGUAGAAAUGGGUAACAAGGAGCUCACACAAGCCAUUGAUCGCAACAGCAGCAGCAGAACCUUUAUUGUGCUUUUUAUCGUUGUUCUAACAUUCUCUGUACUUUUUCUUGAUUGGUACGACGGCAGGCGAGAGAAAUAGAUCUCUUCAGUUUGUAAUCUGCCUUGUAGUUUCUUCACAAUUCUUUUUUUGUUCUUCUUCUUUUCUCUAUUUACUUGAUUUCACUUAUAGAGGGCAAUGCCAAAAAUGAAACCAGAAAUGAAAAAGAAUAGAUUCAAUGAAAUUAACUUUUCACAGU
This is a messenger RNA of Papaver somniferum (opium poppy), 1533 nucleotides long. RefSeq names its product syntaxin-81-like. The transcript has 8 exons. Gene Ontology annotation, cellular component: membrane; endoplasmic reticulum; SNARE complex. Bases 426 to 1376 code for a protein of 316 amino acids. The record is from RefSeq and is a predicted model, not a curated record. NCBI's taxonomy places the organism in Eukaryota, Viridiplantae, Streptophyta, Magnoliopsida, Ranunculales, Papaveraceae. Gene Ontology annotation, biological process: retrograde vesicle-mediated transport, Golgi to endoplasmic reticulum.